This is a messenger RNA of Manduca sexta (tobacco hornworm), 3075 nucleotides long. Its product is annotated as fibrinogen C domain-containing protein 1. The transcript has 8 exons. Bases 224 to 1783 code for a protein of 519 amino acids. NCBI's taxonomy places the organism in Eukaryota, Metazoa, Arthropoda, Insecta, Lepidoptera, Sphingidae. The record is from RefSeq and is a predicted model, not a curated record.
AAACAAACUUCAUUCAAAAGCAACAAUAAUCAGAUACGUUGUUUAAACAAGCGCGAGAAAAAUCUGUGCGAAUCACUCACGGUCGGAGACUCACGAUGUUGCUAUUAUUUCAGUCGUGUUUUUGUUUAGUUCAUAUUGAGUUUAUAAACUUUUGUGAUCAUUAACAUUCUGACCGAGCGACCAAGCAGUUGCCUCACGCGACACUAACCGCCAACAGUUAGAAAUGAUCCGAAAUUUGGCGAUACUUCAAAUAAUUGUAGUAACUCUAUCCAUAACAUCGUGUGAAGUGAGCAGGGAAAAAAGAGGAAGACGAAAGAACGACUACCCAGACAAGUCUCUGUGGAAGAAAGAAUACGAGGAUGAGUUGACUGAUGCCAUGCUUAAUUCUAGAAAGCGAGAUAACACUACACGUGUGGCGCAGUCCAUAUCUACGAGCGACAAUGAAGCUGUCCUUGAGAAACUAAUGGACACCAUCACUGCAAGCGAAAAGUCUCUUAAGAAAGUUGAUAGUAUCGAUUUUAGAUUAAAUCGAUUGGACAUAGAAGUUCAUGAAAAAACAAAUAGUAUAUUAAAACAAUUGGGAGAUAUUAUGAAAGCUCUACGUAAUGAAGUAUACUCGGAGAAGUUGGAAACAACUUUGGAGAAUUUGAAGACGGAUUUAAGCCAUAUUAAAUUUGCUAUGGACAAGAGUCCGCGUACAAACAACGCCGUUGAUGGCGCAGAGUACCACGUGGACUCAUUCAUGGAAAAUCGUCUGUCUGUGUUGGAUACCAACGUGAAGAACAUAAUGGCUGGAGUGGACACCAUUGUGUCAACAAUAAAUGAAGUUAAGAACCGUCAGUAUGCCAGGACUUUUGUAAAACAGGAAGCAAAUAGUGUUAGUGGUGUUAUGGACGCGGCGACCCUCAUUGGAGAGUUCAGGAAGACUCUCCGGGAACAGAAGAACAAGAAAUGUGAUUGCAAGAUGGGUCGUAUCGACCGUUCCGAGCGAUAUCCUACGGACUGUCACGAGAUACAGAUGCAAGGGUUCAACGUUUCGGGCAUCUACAAGAUCAAACCUGAUGAGAUGGAACCUUUCUAUGUGUUGUGUGACUUGACUACCGCCGGCGGGGGGUGGACAGUUUUGCAAAAUCGUUUUGACGGCUCACAAGACUUUUACAAAGGGUGGUCGGAUUAUGAGAACGGGUUUGGUAACCUCGCCGGGGAGUUCUGGUUGGGCUUGGAGAAAAUCAGCUACCUCACCAACCAGAAGCUCUAUGAGCUGAGGAUAGAGAUAGAGACCCAGCACGGGCAGGAUGGGUAUGCUGGGUACUCCGUGUUCACGGUGGGACCUGAACUGGAGGGGUACAGGAUUAGCACGCUGGGAACAUAUUACGGAACAGCGGGCGAUUCCCUCUCAUACCACGCAGGACAGAAGUUCUCGACCUUCGACAUGGACAACGACGAGUGGAAGGACGGCUCCUGCUCCGCUGAGCACGGCGGCGCCUGGUGGUAUAAGGAAUGCGACAAGAGUAAUCUCAACGGAAAGUAUUCGUUAUCGGCGGACGAGAAUCGAGGGCAGACGAUCUACUGGAUAUCGUUCAAGGGCCCGAACUACCCGCUCACCAAAACCAAGAUGAUGAUCAGGCCACUUCCAGCGAGUAAACCCAUCGACUUCGGUGAUGGAAACAGGAAAGUUCGUAUGAAGGACGUGAAAGUGACGUACGACAUGGGGCACAAGCACGCCCCGCACCGCUACGACGACCACACACGCGCCGAGGCGUUCUUCCCUAACUACGCGUGAGCGCCCGCGCCGCUGCGCAUGCGCCGCCGCGCCGCAUACACCAAUGCAUUCUGUCUAGAGCCGACACUAUUCUACAUUUACUGCCCACUGUCAGCAGUCUUCAUUGUAUUUACAACAUUGUCGAAAUAGAAAAUUGUACCUUUGACAUAAAUAAGUACUUAAUAUUUUUAACCGACUUCAAAAAAAAAGAGGAGGUUCUCAAUUCGACUGUAUUUUUUUACGAUUUAUACUUCAAGUGUCGAUACAUUUCAGGUAAAGCGUUCAUCAUUUUUUUGGAUGAUGAAGUUAGGAUAGACUUUAUGACCAUUGUUCGACCCUCGUUAUUAUAAACAGUGCCACUAGUGUCCGACCGCAGGUCAUAUUGUCGUUGAAUGAGUUUCAACGACAAUAUGUUCGAUAGGCUAAUAAGUGGCAUUGCACAUAAGUGUACCACAUAACAAAUGCAGCCGACUUCACCCGACUGUACUGUAUGUCAAAUACUUUAUAAUAGUAUAUACUAUAGAAACAGAAUUGGCAUGUUUUCACGGCCUUGUAAAAGUCCCUAUACCUACCUAUAUUAUAUAGAACCUGCAUGGUAUUAGCAAAUAUACAAUGGGCAGUGAAUGUAUCACUGAGCUAGAGCGAGAUUUAGUUUUUUGAUGACAAUAUUUAUUAUCUUCUGCCUUUUUGGGGCUAUUUCUUAUUUUCGUAACUUUUAAACGUUUUAAACGGGUGCUUUUCGCCCUAUCCCACGGCCGGUUCUGACUCUUGUUUUCUAUUGCGAAAAAUAUUCUAUUUUAGUGUAUGAAAGGCUAUUUAAUGUCAAACGAUACGAAUAACUGUUCUUCUACUGUUUAAUGAUUUUAUAAGUCUAAUUCAAGACAAGGAUAUAGCACCAAGGACCUUAGAUCAAUGACUAACGAAAUGAAAUUAGCAAUAAAGGUUAUCACUGGCAAUGUCACACCGCGCCUUGUCAAAGAGAGAAAAAGAAUAUUUAGUUUUGCCUAGGAUUUAUUGUUUACGGCUAAUUUCAAUGAACGAUGAAUUGCUAUUUUCACAUCUAUCGCUCAGAACAAUAACAAGCAAUCGUGAAUCUGAACCAAUUAGAACUUUGUUUAUUUAACAUAGGUACUUCCUAUUUAUUUUGAUUGGUUUCUUCUCUGAAUUGACUUAAGAUUCCUUUAAGAAUUGUUAAUUGAAAUCGACUAUAAUACCUAAAAAUUGUGUAAUAGGCAACCCUUCAAACAACGUUUUUUCGAGUGUAUGAGUAUAAUUGUAACUUAAAAAAGAGAAAUAAAAUUGUUUUCAAUCAA